Molecule: messenger RNA, 1548 nt
Organism: Macroventuria anomochaeta
Lineage: Eukaryota; Fungi; Ascomycota; Dothideomycetes; Pleosporales; Didymellaceae
Product: MFS general substrate transporter
Exons: 6
Coding region: 1-1548 (515 amino acids)
Biological process (GO): carbohydrate transport; transmembrane transport
Cellular component (GO): membrane
Molecular function (GO): carbohydrate:proton symporter activity
Source: RefSeq, a predicted model, not a curated record
AUGCCGACAAAGCUCCGAGAGGAGUUCACCCCACCAGUCCCACUCUUGAGAGCACUUCGCCUUGAAUAUGCUGACUCAGCUCCUGUUGUGAAAGACAUAAUGAGAUGGAACAUGAUGUUUUGGUCGUCGAAAUGGAAAGUUGGGGAAGGAGACGACGAUCUUCAGUGGUCUCACACGACCGUUGGCACUGUAUGUGUCAACGACGAAGCCAUUCGGCGCCUCAGCGCUGUCCGCACCAACAUUGGACAACAGCAGGAGGAUGCUCGACUUGCAACCGAUGCAGAGAAGACAAUGACUGUUCGACAAGCUCUUCGCCUGAACAAGUGGGCAAUAAUUUGUUCAACGGCUAUGACCCUGGGCUCUUUCCUUGGUUAUGAUCAAUUCCGCCAACGCCUCAGCACAGAGCCCGACCCAGAUGGUAACCUCAGGAUCUCACCUGCCUGGCAAGCUGGAAUCCAAACCGGUGUGCAAGCAGACUCCAUCAUUGGUCUCUGGGCAAAUAGCUACAUCUCUGAAUGGUUUGGCUACAAGAAGACCAUGUAUGGCGCCUUGCUUGCAUCCGUCAUCUUCAACUUCCCCCACUUCUUCGUUCAAGGUAGCGGCAUGAUUGUAGCCGGUUCCAUCGUAAACGGUCUGCCAUGGGGAAUUUUCCAGACUCUUACCGUUACGUAUGCCUCGGACACCACUCCUUCAACCAUCCACCCUUAUCUGACCACCUACAUCAACCUGUGUUGGGUGAUGGACCAACUUGUCGCAGCAGGCACACUCCGCAGCUGUCAAACCCUAGGCAAUGACUGGAGUUGUCGCAUUCCAAUCGCUAUUCAAUGGGUUUGGGUGCUGUUUAUCUUCCUUGGCGCCUUCAUGGCUCCUGAGUUGCCCUGGUGGCUCGUUCGUAAAGGAUGCUACGAAGAAGCACGGGCGUCACUCGUUAAGACUACAACACCGCAGCCUGAUGUUCACUUCGAUCCAGAUCAGGCCCUUGCUUUGAUCAAGCACACCAAUGACCUCGAAGAAGCGACGAACGGUGGCGUAAACUACAUCGACUGCUUCACAGGCGUUGAGAAGCGCCGCACGCUUAUUGCUUGUGUCGUCUGGCUUACCUUACAGAUCUACCGCGAGUCUGGUCUUGACGAAGAAGGAGCGCUCAACCUCAACAUUGGCCAGUACUGCCUUAGUUUCACCAGUACUAUUGGCCCCUGGUCCCUCAUACGCCGCAUUGGACGCCGGACGUUGUACUUCGGGGGUCUGAUCAUCCUUUGUUCCUUUCUUAUGGUCAUUGGUGGUCUUGGUGUUAUCUCUCGCGACAACACAGGCGCGGCGUUGGCUCUGGGAUGUAUUUUGCUGGUGUCCACGCUUUUCUACAACUUUCACAGUUGGCCUUGUCUUGGACACAGUAUUCUGACUCUUCAAUGGGGAAGUAUUCUCAACAAUAUCGUCGUCCCACAUAUGCUCUCACCCACAGAAUGGGACUGGGCCGGUAUGACAGGCUUUUUCUACGCUGGGCUUACUGCUCUGCUUAUCGCCUUCAUGUGGUUCAUGCUGCCCUGA